CCGACUGCGUUGGCCGACGCCCGCACGGAUCGAGAUGGCGCGCGAGGCUUCUGAAGCGCCGCUGCUUGAGCUCGAGCCCGGGGACUCAAGGCCUGUCACAUGGCCUCGGCAUGGCCCCCUUUGCGGCAAGAAGGCAGGGCGCGCGGUGGCCGAGACGAAGAAUCCCCAAGGAUCACGAAAAGCGCAGAUUUCUCUCCGAUCUUGUCAAUCGAUUCGUGUGACAGAGAGCUUCGGUUCGAUUUUGCGAGGACGGGGUUCUUUUCAUGCAAGCCCAUUCAUUCUUGCGGGGAUUCGGAGUCGUGAAUUUCGAGUGUUCUCGGGCAAUCGCGUCGAUGAUCCGAGCAAUCCGGAUCAUCGACGCGAUUGCUCGGAGUUGCGUGAUCUCUGAAUCUUCCCUGAAGCUCGGGCGCUCGUGUACGCGGAGCAGAGCACAUGAAACCCAGGUGCUUCGCAUCGUGACCGGUUCGGUGCGCAUAACUGAGAUGGCAGCAGUAUUGAUUGCUCCGGACGCUUUCCCUCACGUCAUGCACCAGGGAUCCGUCGCCCUUAAUGCGAGAGGGAAUUGUUCGUAUUUUUUGGAGAAUAAGAGACACUCCCAUUUAUUGCACAUUGCGAGUUCGAGUGUGUUCGGAAUGCAGGGUAAAUGUUGUUUCCUGGUCCAGAUUUCGACGACGCUACAUUUGGAAACCUGUUCUAGGCGCAACCAGGAUGAAGAACGAGAGUGCAGAACGCAGAAUCAUUUAAUCAUCAUCACACUGUCCAGUUAUUGGCAUGGCCGGGGCUUUCGUGCGUGCUCCGAUGAACUUAUGAUGGUUUGAGACUCUGAAUCUCACAGAGACUUUGCAGCAUCAGGCACUUUUGUGAUUCCAAGAGUCUUACGUUACCCACCUCAGGGUCCCAUUUGUGUCUUUGAGAACCCCGAGUCUUUUCGCCAAAUCCCUCACGAGUUCGAAAACCUGUCAUCCGCAUGU
Marchantia polymorpha subsp. ruderalis is the source of this 971-nucleotide messenger RNA. Lineage: Eukaryota; Viridiplantae; Streptophyta; Marchantiopsida; Marchantiales; Marchantiaceae. The record is from the annotation of a GenBank genome assembly.